Gallus gallus (chicken) is the source of this 1332-nucleotide messenger RNA. Its product is annotated as histone H2A-beta, sperm-like. NCBI's taxonomy places the organism in Eukaryota, Metazoa, Chordata, Aves, Galliformes, Phasianidae. Gene Ontology annotation, molecular function: structural constituent of chromatin; protein heterodimerization activity; DNA binding. The transcript has 2 exons. Bases 95 to 535 code for a protein of 146 amino acids. Gene Ontology annotation, cellular component: nucleosome. The record is from RefSeq and is a predicted model, not a curated record.
UGUUGUUGUUGUUGUUUGUUUUCCUGUUGUUGCAUCAGAAAAACAUAAAUUUUGAGCUCUGUUUGCUUGGAGGACACAGUUACAGAAGCUGUUUAUGUUCCUGCUAGGGACUGACAUUAGAAUGUCUGCGCACGAAAAGGAAAACACAAAGCUCCCUCUUGUGUCAAAGAAAACGAAGUCAGCCCUGGCUGGUCUGCAGUUCCCUGUGGGUCGAGUCUACAGGCUCCUUAAGAGAGGCCACUACGCUGAAAGGAUCAGCCCUGGUUGUGCAGUAUACAUGGCUGCGGUGCUGGAAUACCUGACUGCAGAGAUCCUGGAGCUGGCGGGGAAUGCUGCACGGGAAAGCAAGAAGGCCAGGAUCCUGCCCCGACACAUCCAGCUGGCUGUGAGAAAUGAUGAUGAGCUGAGCAAGCUCUUCUCCUCUGUGACCAUCGCUCAAGGAGGGGUGUUACCUAACGUUCUUCCCGAGCUUGUUCCUAAGAAGACAGUGACACUUAAGCCACCCCACAAAAAUGGCCAUUCGCAGGAGUUCUAGAGCUGCUGCCACACACCUGAGCUUGUGUUGUUGCAUUGCUGGCUUCUUUUCCCCAACCCAGUGCUCUCUGUAGUUUUUUUGGUCUGUAUUUGUAUGCAUAUCUAGGUGGGUGUCUGAAGGGUGCUUAAAUUUCCCUAUCAGCAUUCUUCAGAAGAAAGUCAGACUGCUUUCAUUCAUAACAGUGAAAAAGACUCGACCUUAUGCCUUUCCGUAAAGUAUUUGCUGCAUCAAACAGAUGGUUUUCUUUCCACUACCUGUUGUCUUUAAAGCAGGUGGGUGGGUAGCUGGAAUCUCCUUAUUCAGUGUGUGUGAAAGUCUGCUUCAUCUGACAGCGCCUGAGGAACUUCAUCUGGGCUUGCUCGUGACAAUGGUAAAGCUGAUGAAUUAUCUAAUAUCGGAAUGCUGAAAUAGGGUUGUGCUGUAAGUUCAGUGUCACCAUGUGCACACUGGGCUGAGGACUGUGUUUGGCAUUGUCCCCUCAGUUUCUGCAUUCACAGAGUGCCACCUGAGGAGUCUUCUAUAGACAGUGUAUAGAUGUUGACAGCAAUUGAACCUUAAGGAUAUAUAAAGUUAUUUUAAGCAUGAUUCUAAUCAGACUCUCCUUAUUUUCUUUGAGGUUUGUUCUAUUAGGAUCCGGAUCAAGCUAACUUAUACAAUAAAGUGUAAUCCAGAAAAUGGCCUUUCCCAAGAUCUGUUAAAGAUUGUGUUCUGCACCUAUGUGGCUGAAAAGGCUCCUUGAGCACUAUUGGGUUUGUACUUGAGACUACAGCACUACUGAGGACAUACCAGUACUAAUA